CUCCAUGUUUUGGUGUUACGCUAUAAACUGUCCGGCGGAUGAUUGCUUAUUGUGGCUCGUCGUUAUCUGAUCGCGUCGUGCGCUUACAUAUGUUUUAUCAAAUUUAAUUGUAUGUUUGAACAAGGGUCAUUUCAGUUUAAAAAAAUAGGCCAUGUAAUCUUGUAAACCAAAUAGAUUGCCAUAAUGGGUGCAUUUCACUGCGCCGUAUGCAGACAGACAUUCUUCUGUGGAAAGAAGCACAUCUUCGGGAAGAGCCACCAAAGCCGACUGAAAGUUGUGAUCCUCAAAUUCAUAGAGAAGGUGAAGGAGGCCAGACAAACGAUUAAGAGCCCCCAGGUGGAGAGGUUUGAUGGGACUAAGCAUGGAGGGACCUUCUGGUGUUACUGUUGUGGAAUUGAAAUGGAGAGAAACGUCACCGACGGCAACGUGGUUGUUUUACACGGGGGCUUGUUGGAGCACAUGGCUACACCCGAACACAAGAAGAACACCCAGAGGUUUUGGUGGGAGUACAAGGCCGAACCUAAACUUAUGGAUAAGGUCCUCAUCACAACCGAGGCCACUGAGAGAUUUAAAGCGGAGGUGGAUAAAGCGUUGGCCUCUUAUGUGGAGAAGGAGGAUACAGUCCUUCUACAGCAUACACAUAUGAUCCAGUGCCAGGAGAGGCAUCGCCUGGAGGUUCUUCAGUCCUUUACAGAGCCUGAGGUUGAGCAGGAGCUGUCGAACGGAGGUCCGAGUCAAGGGACGCCUGUGGAGGAGGCUGCUAGACCUCUGGGAUCAAAGGAGCGCGCCAGGCCCAGCUGGGUUAAAGCAAAGGCUGAUGGGGCGGGACCAGGGAAAGGCCUGACGUUCAUUGGUCAUCAGGAUCCUUCAAACGAUGGAAAUGUUCACACAGGGGCCCUCCCCCCAUGGCUUCAAAGUGAUCCACUAAAGGAGGGUUCAGAAGGAGCAGAGGUCGGCCCAAGCCUCCAAGACUUCCUCAAGCACAAAGAGCAGGAGAAGGUUAAGAAGCUUCCUCCUAACCGAGUGGGAGCUAACUUUGACCACAGCUCCCAGACCAACGCAGACUGGCUGCCGUCGUUUGGCCGCGUGUGGAACAGUGGGAGGCGAUGGCAGUCGAGGAACCAAUUUAGAGAAGAAGAAGGUAAAAAGAAGAGAGAAAAGCAGGGAGAAUCCGGGGACUCGAAGAGAAUGAGGCCCAAUCCAUAACAGCAAAGCUUAUAACCAUUGGCCCGCCUUGAGGACGUCCAUACACUCCACGAUAUGGAUAUGUGUAUAGGUUCUACAGUUUUAAUUAUUUUACAGCAGAACUCCUGCAGACUUAACUUAACUAACUUAAUUUUACUAGUAGAUUCAGUGGAAUAAAGUGAUUGGAAAUCUGCUCAUCGUCUGCUUUUUUGGGGAGGGGACCGAAUAGUAUGAAGAACAACUAAUGCCUCAUUUUUAUGUUUGCAGUUCUAGCUAAGAUUGUAGACAGCAUUGUGGCAAAUCUUAGAUAAUUAUUUUUGUAAAAGUAUUUCAUCCGUUUUUUAAACAGGUGAAACACAGCACCAGUUGCUGGAAUCUGUCGACAAGAUACAGCACACUUUGAUACUGGCUUAUCGUCAACCACGAUAUCUCAUUAAUGAGGCAAGCCAAUAUUGGUUUUCCCGAGCCGACUUUUUCCUAUUAUACAGAAGGAAAGCAAUGUGUGCAAUUUGAUGGCAUAACUACAUGUAUACUAUCUGUCUAGAAGGGGGUGCCAGAAGGAUCUGCGCUGGGACCUCAGGUGCUGAUAACCAUAUACAGCAGGGAUAUUGGGAAAGAUAUUUCAUGCUGAAGAUAGUUGAUAAUCUUUUUGCAGCCCUGGGGAAAUGGCAUCAGCUUUUCUUUAUUUUAAUAUCCACCACCAAGAAUAGGCUGAAUAAAGACAGUAGGCAUAAGCAGUGGUGUCACUAGGCUGCUUCAUUCAGGGCUAAAGCCCCAGAUAUUAUUUAAUUAACUCCGAAACUU
This is a messenger RNA of Gadus chalcogrammus (walleye pollock), 1989 nucleotides long. It is a transcript of the gene cenatac, whose product is annotated as centrosomal AT-AC splicing factor. Bases 184 to 1206 code for a protein of 340 amino acids. NCBI's taxonomy places the organism in Eukaryota, Metazoa, Chordata, Actinopteri, Gadiformes, Gadidae. The record is from RefSeq and is a predicted model, not a curated record. The transcript has 11 exons.